Molecule: messenger RNA, 1865 nt
Organism: Salvia splendens (bonfire salvia)
Lineage: Eukaryota; Viridiplantae; Streptophyta; Magnoliopsida; Lamiales; Lamiaceae
Exons: 7
Coding region: 220-1713 (497 amino acids)
Molecular function (GO): zinc ion binding
Source: RefSeq, a predicted model, not a curated record
CUGUAUCUGCAAAUGUAAUCAUGGCAUUUCUCUCUUUUUUAUCUGAUUUUGCUUGUAUUAUUGAAUUCCAGUAUUGAUGCAGUGCAAAGAUUGUAACUUUCAACCAAUUCAUCAACUUUAAUACUGAUUCAACUCUUGGAGCUCUCCAAAAAAUUCGAUAACGAGCUUUAUAUUCUUAAAAAAAUUCGCUAAACAAGAAUUGAAAAGUAAUGUGUAUUGAUGUAUUUUGUGAUUGGACUCUGUUCUUGGUUCGGGAUGAUAUUGAUUCUGAAAAAUACUUCUCUAAAUGUUGGAGAAUGGAGUGAAAUAGUGAUUGAAGAGGCUGUAAUCAGGGAGCAGCAUGAGGACUCUGUGUCUGUGGCAAUAAACAUGCCCCCUUCUCCAAUUCCCACUCCCAAAAGAGUUAACUUCUCGCCCUUACCUAGUCCUAAUAGACUCAAGCUUAAUGGAUCUCCAUCUCCUUCAACCAAACCGAAAUCCUCCAUCAAAAAUCUUCUUCCUAGACUCAGCUUCAAAUUCCGGAAUACAAACUCAGAUAUUGAAAAGGCUGCCAUCAUAGCACUGCAAGUUUCCCCUGAGAUGCCUUCGACUUCGAUUCCUAGGACUUUCUCUCUUUCCAAGCUUUUUACACCAAAGAUGGAUAGGACAUCAUCUUUACCAACUUCUCCUAUUCUCCACUCAAAUCCCGAGUCUGCGCAUGGAGGAUUUACCGGUGUUGCAGAUAAAGGUGGGUGCCAGCUGCCAAUGCAUCGCUCACGCUCUGUACCUGUUUUAAACAAAGAGGGAAGUAUAAAACAGAUGGACUCUUUGGGCAGUGUAUAUCGUGUGGUUCCUACUACUCCAAGGGUUACCGAACAGACUUCUGCAGCAUCUCCACCUGUUGGAACAAUUGGUGCAGAUGAGAAGAAUGAUUAUGCUGAGGACAUCCCUCAGGAAGAGGCUGUGUGUAGAAUCUGCUUUGUUGAGCUGGGUGAGGGCUCAGACACACUGAAGAUGGAAUGCAGCUGUAAAGGUGAACUUGCUCUAGCCCACCAGGAAUGUGCUAUUAAAUGGUUUAGCAUAAAAGGGAACAAAACUUGUGAUAUCUGCAAGCAAGAGGUCAAAAAUUUAUCUGUCACACUCUUACGCAUUCAGACCAAUCAAACUCGAGGGUAUGGAACUCGACCACCUGAAAUAACUCGAUACAGGGUGUGGCAGGAUGUUCCGGUUCUUGUGAUCGUCAGCAUGCUUGCAUUUUUUUGUUUUCUAGAGCAACUUUUGGUCAAGAAAAUGGGAUCAAGUGCAAUUGCCAUAUCGUUGCCCUUUUCGUGUAUAUUAGGUCUCCUCGCAUCAAUGAGCUCGACUACCAUGGGUAUGUCAUUUUACUGGUCAAAAUUAAGCAACUUUUCUUUUCAACUCAUUCUUCUGUUUUGCUGUAUUUGGGUAGUGAGGAGGAGAUAUGCUUGGCUGUAUGCUACGAUUCAGUUUACAAUGGUGGUUAUUUUCGCACAUAUCUUUUACUCAUUGCUCCAUGUGCAAGCGUUUCUAUCUGUUCUGCUUGCGACGUUUGCUGGUUUUGGAGGUGCUAUGUGUGGCACUUCCAUCCUUUUCGAGAUACUCAAGUGGAGGAGAACAUGGAGCAAUUGGUCGGCUUCCCAACACGAUGCUGCUCAAGCUUCGGAGACUAGUGAUGCACCCCCAACCAGAGUUGAUGGAAAUGGCCAACACAACUGAUACACAGUUGCUCUCAUAUCCUUGUAAAUAUUAUACCUUUGGUGUUCACCUUCAUAGGUUAUUUUCCUUUUAUCAUGGUUAAGAGUUGUCAAAACAAAUGUACAGAAUUGGAUAUUAGGUGGAAUCGUGAUUCAAUUUGUUGAUCUAAGUAA